Messenger RNA from Platichthys flesus (European flounder), 5816 nucleotides. RefSeq names its product tectonin beta-propeller repeat containing 1a (gene tecpr1a). The record is from RefSeq and is a predicted model, not a curated record. Bases 298 to 3915 code for a protein of 1205 amino acids. The transcript has 24 exons. Gene Ontology annotation, cellular component: membrane. NCBI's taxonomy places the organism in Eukaryota, Metazoa, Chordata, Actinopteri, Pleuronectiformes, Pleuronectidae.
UUAGCCAACAGCGCCCCCUGCUGGACAUCAUAGCCGCACACACCUGCUGCCGCGGAAACCGCCAAUGGGGGCACGGGAACACUUCCGGUGUCUCUGUGUGUCGAAGAGGAGGCUUCAUUGACAGUGUAUAAACAGGAGGAGGAAGGAGCAGGAAUGGGGCUGUGACAACCAGAGGAGGCUAGAUGAUGAUGUUAACCCGCCGUCCAUUCAUUCCCUCCCGCUGAGUCAACCGCGGCAACGUCCGCCGCUUGUGGCUGCCAGCCGGUCUGUGAGAGGAGGUGACAGUCAGGUGCAGACAUGCCCGUCUCCCUGCUGUGGGCAGUGGAUGUGUAUGGGCGGGUCUACAGCCUGUCCACGGCGGGCCAGCAGUGGGAGCUUUGCCGCGAUGCCCAGUUGGAGUUCAAGCGGGUGACGGCGGCUCAACAGUGCUGCUGGGGAAUCGCCUGCGACAAUAACGUUUACCUGAACGUCCACGCUUCUGACCUGCCCGUCCGCUACCAGGAGCAGACGUACGAGAACCAACGAUGGAAUCCGGUCGACGGCUUCUCGGAACGUUUGCUGCCAAGCGAUCGCUGGCAGUGGAGCGACGUCACAGGUCUGCAGCACCAACCUCUGGACAGCUUCCGACUUUCCUCCAGCAGCUGGGAGUGGGAGGGCGACUGGUACAUGGAUGAAAACUUUGAGGGAGAGCCCACAGACAAAGGGGGUUGGACCUACUCCAUAGACUUCCCCGCCGCCUACACCAAAGACAAGAAGUGGAACUCCUGUGUCCGUCGCAGGCGAUGGCUCCGCUACAGACGAUACAAAGCCAUGGACACCUGGGCCAAAAUCCCCUCGCAGCAGACAAAUCUACCAGAUCCCUUCAGCGACAUCAGCUGCGGAGGCUGGGAUAUCAAUGAGGAGCCCAGGGGCCGCCUGUCACUGUGGGCUGUGUCCCUUCAGGGCAAGGUUUGGUUCAGAGAGGGAAUCUAUCAUCAAAAUCCCGAGGGCUCUGUGUGGGAGGAGGUGUCUCUCCCUGGUGAGGUAGUCCAGGUCAGCUGUGGCCCAGGGGACCUGGUCUGGGCGGUGCUGUGGGAGGGGCAGCUCAUUGUCAGGGAAGGCAUUAGCCGAGAUUAUCCCAAAGGUUCUUCCUGGGUGAUGGUGGACUCUCCCAGUCCGGAUGUAGGUGCCACACAUGUAGCUGUGGGAAACAAUGUCGUUUGGGUUUUGACCAAAGACAACAAAGUGUGGUUCAGACGUGGUGUGAACUCUCACAACCCGUGUGGCUCAGGCUGGAUCAGCAUGAUUGGAGAAAUGAUCAUGAUCAACGUAGGACUCAAUGACCAGGUGUGGGGUAUCAGUUGUGAUGACCGGGCAGUGCACUUCAGACAGGGUGUGACCUCCAGUGAACUGAGUGGGAAAACCUGGAAGGUUAUCGGAGUUCCCCGGGAUGGAGAGCGAUCCCACUCCAGUGCCAGUGCGAGCAGCCUGCAGAGUGCUGGAUGUUACUUCCGUGGUGAGGUGCGUGCUCAGUCUGUAGCGAGUGAUGUGGAACCAGACACAGAGAAAGGAUCUGACGAUGGAGCCACCGGAUUGGUCUCAUCUGACAUCCCAGAGUCAUUUAAUGCCUCUGACCAGCCCUCUGACCAGCCCUCUGACCAGCCCUCUGACACCCCCAAACCCUGCAUCCCCAAAGUCACCAGUGACAGCUUCAUCUCCGAACUCGUCUCUGAUCGAGAGCCCGCAUCUGCCACUCCUGCUGCUCUGGAAGAGGAGAACAUCUCUGGAGACGGAGAGGUCACAGCAGCUGUUUUACCGAGUCAGUCUGGAGGUCCUGCCAACCCCCAGUGGAGUAACGUGGACCUGGAGGAGACGCAGGUCCAGACGGGAGCAGUGAUGGAAUCCGCGGACACUUGCAGCUUGUCCUCUGUGGCUACAUACACCCUUGCCAUUGAGGACCCCUAUGGGGUAGAUGAGCACCCCCUGUGGGCCUGGGUCAGUGGAGGCGGCUGCUCUGUUGACAGUCAUUCCCAACUCAGCUGGUUUAACUGCCCUGGGAAUUCUUCAGGUUUGGUUCAGUCAAUCCAGUCCAUGAGUCUGUCUGUAACUCCAGCUCAGACGGCUACAUGGAAGAGACAGAUCUUUGAGCAACUAAGUGAGAGGACCAAGAGAGAGAUGGACAAUUUCAGACAUUAUGAACAAGCCAUAGAACAGUCUGUGUGGGUGAAGAAGGGAACCAUGCAGUGGUGGAGAGACUGGAAGCCACACAAGUGGAUAGACAUCCAAUUUGCCUUAGAGCAGUUCUCAGGACCAGAUGGCAACAAGGACGGCAUCAUGUUCAUCUAUUACAACUUCAAUGAGGAGAAGAAGUACCUCCAUGCCUUCAUCAACGAGAUCACCAUCCUGGUUCCUGUGCUGAAUGACUCCAAACACACUUUUGCCAUCUACACUCCUGAGCGGACCAAACAGAGGUGGCCGAUCAGAGUGGCAGCUGGCACAGAGCUGGAAAUGCACGACUGGCUGGCAUUGUUGAGUGUAUCAUCCUGCGACUCCAGGAGAAUCGAGGGUCCUCCCUCAAAACACGCCAUCUGGUCCAUCACCUGUAAAGGAGACAUCUUUGUCUGCGAGCCCACUCCUGGUCUGGAGGCCGUGCCUUACCCCACACCCUGCGACCAGAUGUUCUGGCGGCAGGUCGGAGGUCACCUGCGCUCUGUGGAGUGUAACACUGUUGGGAUAGUGUGGGGGAUUGGCUAUGACCACACUGCUUGGGUCUACAGCGGUGGCUACGGAGGGGGCUUCUUCCAGGGACUGGCCAGCAGCACAGAUAACAUUUACACACAGACCGAUGUCAAGAGUGUCUACAUCUACGAGAACCAGAGGUGGAACCCAGUCUCGGGCUACACCAGCAGAGGUUUACCUACGGACCGCUACAUGUGGAGUGAUGCUUCAGGACUCCAUGAGUGCACCAAAACAAACACCAAGCCUCCCUCUCCACAGUGGACAUGGGUAUCUGACUGGGCCAUCGACUACAGUGUCUCUGGAGGGACAGACAGAGAAGGCUGGCAAUUUGCAGCUGACUUUCCAGCGUCAUAUCAUGGCUACAAAACUAUGAAGGACUUUGUCCGUCGCAGGCGAUGGAGCAGGAAAUGUAAAUUGACCACUACUGGACCCUGGCAAGAAAUCCCUCCCAUCCCACUGAGUGACGUGACCAUUCUGCCGUGUGCCACUCAGAGCAGCGUGGACCUGGUUCCUCUGUGGGCCAUCAGCAACAAGGGAGACGUGCUUUGCCGACUGGGAGUCACUGCACUGACGCCUGCUGGAUCCUCGUGGCUCCACGUGGGAACUGACCAGCCUUUCAAGUCCAUUUCCAUUGGGGCUGUCAGCCAAGUCUGGGCCAUUGCAAAGGACGGUUCAGCUUUUUAUAGAGGAUCAGUGUCACCUGAGAGCCCUGCAGGAGACAGUUGGUUCCACAUCCCCUCCCCAGCCAAACAGAAGCUGAAGCAGGUCUCUGUAGGGAGGACAUCAGUCCAUGCUGUAGAUGAAAACAGUAACUUGUGGUACAGGCAGGGUGUGACUCCCAGCUACCCUCAGGGCUCCUCCUGGGAUCACAUCUCUAAUAAUGUACGCAAAGUCUCGGUUGGGCCUCUCGACCAGGUGUGGAUCAUAGCAGACAAGGUGCAGGGCAGCCACGGUCUGAGCUGUGGGACAGUGUGCCAUCGACUCGAGGUGCAGCCCAUGGACCCUAAAGGACAGUCGUGGGACUACGGCAUUGGGGGCGGAUGGGAUCACAUCACGGUGAGAGGAAACUCCCUGGAAGCGUCACACGGCCGUCUUCCCUCUCUAACAAGCGAGUCCUCCCCUGCCCCUCAGAGCCCUCCCCUGGUCGGGAGCCUGGAGGUCAACGGCAAUUCUGUUGGAUGCGAGAUGCACACAUAAACUCACAAAACUGUAUGUAGACAUCCUAAACCCUGUCGCCUGUGUUGUGAAUUUUUGUUCAAACCCACUUUAACAUGUAACGCUGAGGAAGCAGUGACAGUUAAACCUCCACAGAACAGCCUUCGGUCUUCACGUCGCAUGUGUCAGUAAAGCAGAAAGUUUAGAUUCUGUGCUUAUUCAAUGACCUCUGAUAACUUGGAUGCAGAAAUUGUUCCCUCUGCAGACGUCCUGAAUAAUCAUUGUAAAAAGCGUUCAUGUCCUCUGUACAUUUCUGUGUAAUUUCUUUGGGGCCACUGCUCGUUAUAUUGUCUCUGAAGCUGAACUCAAUGGUCUUAACACGUUUAUUUUCUUAUUUAUUCAUCAUGAUGAGAUGUUUGAGGGGUCUCUGGAAGGGUGAGGCUUUUUAGAAUAUAUUUUAUAAGGUCAUAUAGAAAUGUAUAUGGAAACAUUAGUGUGCAUGGAUUACAGUUGGUAUUAAACUGAUAGCUCGAGGGAUGGUAUUGUGUAAAAUGUAAAAAAAAAAACAUGUUUCAUCCUAGUCUGCAGGCAACAGGUCAAUAACACAAUGUAAAACACUGUAAAAUCCCUGGAUGAGACGGGCAAUGCUUGAUCCAGGCUGUUUCUUUUGUCACACACACCGCUGCAACACCUAAUUCCAGUGUGUGCGCGUGUGUGUGUCACCCAGAGGUUUCAGAAGGGACUUUGUGUAGUCUACAUUUACGUUAACUGCAUGUUACAGUCCUGCUUGUUUGGCCAGAGGAAACCACCAUAGCUCAGUGAGAAAAUCUGAGACACCACUAAAAGCAGUUUAUUAGUCUCUUUUAAUAGUAAAAGAUAGUCUAAUAAGAAAUAAUCUGACAUGUGCUUGAAAAAAUAUUUAGACUUUCUACUUGAACGUUUUUGGUUUUCAGUAGAGGGGGAGUCCUUUCUGGAGCCUGUGUGUAGCAGCUCUGACAAGCUCUGUAGUAGCUUAAUUAACCUGUGGUGGUCGCUGAUUGGCUUGUACACUUUACUAGUGAUCCGUUUGUACCGUUAGCAGGAUGAUGCAAAACCUACUGAACUCAUUUUUACUGAAUCCAUGAUGUUUAUGUUUUCAAAAGAUUUUUUUUCAUGAUUACUGUGUAUUUCUCAAGAAAUAAUGAUCUUGAUGGGCUGUGGGGGGGGGGGGGGGGGGGAGGAAUCAGGCACAUUUGGGGGAAUGAUAUCUGAGUGUGCAGCUAGAUUAUAUUUCAAGGGGGACUGAUGGGCUUUGGCCGAGGUACGAGUGUCAUUCUAGUUCUGACCACAAUUUUAAAGUUAUUUGCUAAAACAUAAAAAAAAGAUCAUGUGACCAUUUUGACGCUGUUAUGGAGUAAGUGCAAUGUUUAGCUUUUUAAAUAAUUGAAAGAAUAUCGAUAGGAUGUAUAAGUCUUGUGUGGUUGACCUGCUAAAACUGAACCUUCCUCUUUCUCAGGAGUUUCCACUUUCAUGUCGUUUACUUUUGUAGUCAAAUGACUGAGCAGUGAGAAAAACAAUCGUCAGAAAACACUAUAUUUUUGUUAUAAAUCUGUAAGAUAUGAGUGUUUUACAGUGAGUAUAUAGUCGGUGUUGCAAUGGUAGUAUCUAAAGCUGGAGUAGUGUUUGUACGGUUGUCAGAGCAAUUCAUUUGCAAUAGUUUUCCAUAAAGAAAUAUUCAUAAACCACACACACUGAUGAAUCGCUUCCUAUGUUCCCCCAAGUCGUAAGUUGAUGUCUUAAUAUGAUGCAGCUAACUGUUAAUAUUGAAUAAACUGAGAAUGUCAGUUACUCUAGUGAGCAACACGUCCGUGCUUGACCUCAUGGGCUACAUUUCUCGGGGGUUUGUGCAUGGUUAAAAAUAACACUUCUUGUCAAUAAAUAAAUGUGUUUAUUGAACUCGUCAA